Messenger RNA from Bombina bombina (fire-bellied toad), 4043 nucleotides. RefSeq names its product NUAK family SNF1-like kinase 1. Bases 102 to 2012 code for a protein of 636 amino acids. The transcript is spliced from 8 exons. Gene Ontology annotation, molecular function: ATP binding; tau-protein kinase activity; protein serine/threonine kinase activity. The record is from RefSeq and is a predicted model, not a curated record. NCBI's taxonomy places the organism in Eukaryota, Metazoa, Chordata, Amphibia, Anura, Bombinatoridae. Gene Ontology annotation, biological process: protein phosphorylation; microtubule cytoskeleton organization; intracellular signal transduction. Gene Ontology annotation, cellular component: cytoplasm.
AUGCACAGAGGUCUGGCAUGUGAAGCCUCACAUUAUCCUGCAGAGGAACGCAAGAUUAAAACCUUUACAGCCAUCAUUCAGCAGCUGCUGUGUUAGGGCUUAUGUCUAGCAACACAUUGCUGUGUGCACUAGAGUCUGUGCUGGUCAGCAUUUGUUUAAAGGAGUCACAACCAAAUGCUCAAAAAAGGGAAGACAAUGGCUGUGAAAAAGGUUUGCUGGAUAGAAAGGUGACAAAAUGCCACUUAUCAGGGCAUCUCAGAGAUGCAGAAAGCUAUGAAUUGGAGAAUGAGGACCAUGCAGGGGAUUUGACUGAUGGAAGCUCCUAUAGGGUCUCAACUUUAUCUACAGUUAAAAAGCACCAUCACAAACACAGCAUAAAACACCGCUACCAAAUUCUGGAGACACUGGGAAGAGGUACCUAUGGCAAGGUGAAGCGAGCCAUGGAUAAGGGUACUGGAAAACUGGUUGCAGUGAAGUCCAUACAAAAAGAUAAGAUCACAGAUGAGUUGGACAAAGUGCAUCUACAGAGAGAGAUAGAGAUCACAGCUCUGCUGAAACAUGAACAUAUUAUACAGGUCUUUGAAGUGUUUGAGAGCAGAGGAAAAAUAAUCAUUGUCAUGGAGUACGCUAGCAAGGGAGAACUUUAUGAUUUCAUAAAUGAUAAGCAUCAGAUUCCAGAGAGCGAAGCACGAAGAUUCUUCAGACAAAUCGUCUCUGCUGUUCAUUACUGUCACAAGAAUGGAAUUGUGCACCGUGACAUAAAGCUGGAGAAUAUACUCCUAGAUGACAAUCUAAAUGUAAAGCUUGCGGAUUUUGGACUCUCAAAUCUCUUCCACAAAGGCCAGGUUCUGGAGACAUACUGUGGAAGUCCCUUGUAUGCGUCUCCAGAGAUUGUGAAAGGUCUCCCUUACUACGGACCAGAGGUUGACUGCUGGGCCCUUGGCGUGCUACUUUACGCACUUGUUUACGGAACUAUGCCAUUUGAUAACAGUAACUAUACAACUCUCACGGAGCAGAUCAGCAGCGGCCAGUACAGACAACCUCCUCACCUAUCAGGAGCAUGUGGGCUGAUUGACUGGAUGCUAACUGUAAAUCCAACAAGGAGAGCUACAGUAGAAGAUAUCGCUAGUCACUGGUGGGUCAAUUGGGGAUAUGAUUCAGUGGUCUGUGAUUGUGAUAAGGAACCGGACUGCCACUCACCUCUGUUAGCACGGUACAUAGAGUGCCAGAACAUGUCUGGCUUCAGAGAUGGAACAAAAAAACAUUUCAGAAGUCAAUUAAAAGAACAAGAAGAAUAUGAAGUUUGUCUCAGAAAAUCUAAAAAGGAAAAUGAUAUAAUUCAAUCCCAGCAAGAAAUAGACUUUAAUAUCAAUAUCACAAAGCCUAAAGGGAUACUGAAGAAAAGAGGCAGUUUUGAUAGUGCAUUGUUAAAUACUUCCAGUUUCUCUGAAGAUCUGUCACAGAAUUGCUAUGAACUAAACAGAGACCCUCAAUCUCCAUCGUCCAGCAGUUUACACAAAACUGUAUAUAUGGAAUGUACCUUCAAACUGCCAAAGAAGGGGAUACUCAAAAAAACCUAUGAAAGGGAAUCUGGUUAUUCCUCAUCUCCAGAAAGGAGCAUAUCAGCAGAAUGUCAACAAAUAUUAAGGGAUGGACAAGACAAGGCCAAGUCAGAAAAGCAUUUUAAGAAAAAGAAAGGAAUCCUUAAAAAGAAUGGGAAGUUUUCUAACUGUUUGGACCUCUCAGUUGAAAGCAAGUCACUUAGCAUUUCUGACUCUUUGGAAGACCUGACCAUUUCUAAUGCAGAACCUACAAAAAGUCCAAGUCGGCCUUCAAGUGUCAUUAGUGAUGACAGCUUCCUCUCAAGUGAUUCAUUUGAUCUUCUUGAUAUUUCUUCUGAAUCAAAAGGUCAGAUACUUACCUACAACACCCAGAAUAGCAUUUUUUCUUCAGAAGAUAAGUUAUCAGGAAAACUGACUGAGAGACAUUCUCAUCAAACCUAUUGUUUAUGACCACUGAGUUCUACUAAACGUUUCAAUUUAUUUGUAAUGUAAACUCAUGGCUGCGAGAAGCGAACACAUUGUUAGCAGCCUAGAGGUUAUAUAGCUCUGUCCUGCACAAUAAAAAAGCCAAAUCUAUGGUAACUUAUCCCAAUAUAGUAGAAUGUUUGUAUAAUUUUACUAAUUUAUAUGCAAUAAACGUUAAUACAGAGAAGAUAUCCUGUGGAACACCAUAAUGACAAAGAUAUUGUUGUGGAUCUUACACAAAAUAUUGACUAUUUAGUAUUAAUAUAACUUACUUUAGACAAAGCUUCAAGAGACAGUAAAGUCAAAUUUAAACUGUUAUGAUUCAGAUAGAGCAUGCAAAUUAAAACAACUUUUUAGACCCGGGAGCAGUAAUGUACUACUAAAACAAAUCUAAACAAUGAGCCAAUGAGAAGAAGCAUUUAUGUUGCACAACCAAUGACAAGCUAGCUAUCUAGGUAUGUUCUUUAACAAAGCAAAAUUAAUUAGAAGUAAAUUUGAAAGUUGUGUAAAAUUGCAUGCUGUAUCUAAAUCCAAUUUGUAACCAAUGCUAUGCAAAGUGUUAAAAGGGUAUAGUCUUGAAAAGUAGUUGGAAAAGAAAUGAACAUGCACUAAAACUAAUUUCUGUCAUACGUGAACAUUCCAUCAAGUUAGUACUGUAUUCCAACAUAAUCACGCAAAGUGUCACAAAUGAAAGAAAAUAGAAAUGUUGUGUUUCAAAUUAAAAUCCACAAAACUUACAUAAUAUGCAGAGGGCUGCUAAAUGAUUAAAACAAUGGAUGUUGUGUGCUUUACUGGGGGUUUAAUAGCAUUCACUUUAUAUUUUGGCAUAAAAAGAAUGUUUUUAUUAUACAAUUUAAAGUGAAAUAAAUAGAAGCUAUUUAUGAGCACUUAUUAAGAGGCAACUAAUUCUGUUAAACAUAUUUGGUAAAGUCAAAGGAAGUUUGCUUAUAAAUUUAGUUUAUUUCUUCUAAAGCCAAAGGAAAUUGUGAAACAAAAUAUGGAAAUGCCAGUGAAUUCCAUGGAAAAGCAAAAUAUAAAUAACACAAACAAAGUAAGUAGAAUAAAAAUAACAAUUUAUAAUCAAUGGGAAAAAAACACAACUCUUCCAAAAUGUAUUUGAUAUUUUACUUUAAACAUAUAUAACGUUCCAAAGCUUUGUCCAUACAAUAAAACAAGUCUUGACAAACCUAGGUGCUAGGGAGCCACACAAGACAUCCAUGAGUGCCCCCCCCCCCAUUUCCCUCUGCUGUACGCCACUUGCUCCUAGAUUUUGAACAAAUAGGACGAGCCCUGCCAAAAAAUAAACAAUUAAUAAACACACUAAGUAUGAAAGAAAAACACUGGAAUGUAUUGCGACAAUAAUAUUUUAUAUGUAUAUAUUAUUGUAUAUGGAGUUGAUAUAAAAAUUGCCAAAUAUUAAAUAGUCACAUUCUACUACACAUUCUUGAAAAUGACAAUUGGCUAUAAACAUACAAUAGCUAAGCGUUCUAUGGUAAUAUUUUAUCAUUUUGAAACAUGAACAUGUAUACCUAUAAAUAUACCAGGAUUGUAUGAUGCUUCUGGAAUCUUAAAAAAAAACUUCAGUUUUUUUAAGGGUCUGGACAGAAAUUAAAAUGUUUCAAUAUAUUGAAAGGAGGGUUUAAGAAUAAAGAUUUUUUUGUAUUUUUUUUGCAUAAAUUAUGUUAUUUUCUGUAAUGAGAUCAGUAUUUAUAAAAUGUUAGUAGAAUUUAGUGUGUCUGAAAAGAAGAACUGCUAGAAAUUAUGACGUUUUGUGCAAAUAAAAUGGGAACUAAUUAACUACUGUAUGACGGAAACCUACCUGCUCACAAGAUAAAUUAUUUAAAUACUAAACUUGACAACAUUUUUGGGACAAGGAGCAGAAAUAUUGUUGCUCUGAUUGGUUAAAAAAUGACACCACUCAAACUGCUGUAUGUUAAGAUAUUUUUUUACUUUUGAUGUUUUCUUAUGCUGCCUUUGUACUUUUAGACAAUGAUUCAGAAUAAAUACUGAAUAAGA